Molecule: messenger RNA, 2654 nt
Organism: Ictalurus punctatus (channel catfish)
Lineage: Eukaryota; Metazoa; Chordata; Actinopteri; Siluriformes; Ictaluridae
Gene: lins1
Product: lines homolog 1
Exons: 6
Coding region: 387-2375 (662 amino acids)
Source: RefSeq, a predicted model, not a curated record
UCACAAACUGCGACUUUCAGUGCUCAUGCUUGACAAUAAGGAAGAACAGCAUGCUGGAUGUUUAUCUCUGUUAACGCGUAAUUCAAAAACUCAAGAGAAAUUAGGGUCUUUUCAUUUGGAUUAACUCCAACGCGACGAUUUAGUUCCUCGUUUAUUCACUUGAGUUGCACUUGUGGGCAAGUGACGUUAUUUUUCAUGUUUGUCAAACUCUAGUGAAGUUCUUAAAGCGAUAUAUUAUAAUAGUCUUCCACUAGUUUAGCCUAUAAUGUUAAAACAGAGAGUAGUAUGGAAUUACGGAACUCUGAAUAUAGAAAUUGCACCUGCUGCCACUUCAUCUUCUCCAUUUUGUGUUUUUUGCUGCUAAUCAGUUUGCUGUACGCAUACGCAUGAACAUGGAUUCACAACAUUCAGACUUACAGGCUGUGUUCACAGAUUUACGGUCUGGAGUUGUUCCUGCUAUGAGCACUGAGGAACUCGCAAGUCAGAUUUCAUCAGCCAUAAACUGUUCUUUGCACAUUUUACUACAAUCUCCACACAGCAUGACAAGUGAAGACACAGAGAUGACUGGCAUGUUCCUUACACUCACUGGAAAAAUCAUCUCCACGCUGUCUUCAAAAAGUCUGCCAGGAGAUGUCCACGUGUUCUAUGACGAGGCCAUGAAGAAACUCUUUGGGGCCUCUAACCUGACAGCUGAUCUUGUGUGUCUGAUGAACUGCCAGGACAGGAUGUUGUCUCAUUUAGCUGCCAAAUGCAUGGCUUCUUUUGUCAUGUAUGACAUCAAUAAUUCUAUUGGUAGCGACCCGGUAUGGAAGACCGCCUUCACAGAAACAUUUCAGAGUUCGGCUCCGAACUGUGCCCUGGACACACACCUGUGGGCUCUGACAGAAGUGAUUAAAAGGAUACUGAAGUUAGACUGUGUUAACAAACGAGAGAUUUUGAUGAAACUUCUUGCUGAUUUUGAGUCAUCCCUCACUUCCUUGUAUCCAAAGCUACUCUUUCAAGACAGUCCUCAACAUACGCAUGCGGCAGAAAAUGACAGAGACUCAGUCGAUUUAGAGCUCAGUGUAUGUGCACUCCUGGACCUUGUAGAAGUCCUCAGUGCUGCUAGGAGGUGGCAUGGCCUCUGUUCCUCCAUUCAGAGACUGGCGUUCCUCCAAACUUCAGCACUCCUCCACCUGACGCUCUCCAACAUGAAGGAAUUUGUAAAGAAGCGAGCACUUCUUUUGCUGAAGCGGAUUCUCGUUCAGAGAGCAGGGGAAGAAUGGGGUUUUGGUGAUAAUCACUCUAAUGAGUGUGAUGAGGAAUAUUGCACUGAUUUGCUUGUGAUGGCUGAUGCUGUGCUCCAGGAAGUGGAAGCUGGUUGGCUUCGGAAGUUCCAUGUCAAAACUCAGGCGAGUUUCUUUGGUGGGAACAAAGUGAACGUUUCGGAUGGAGAAAUGAAAGAUGCUGUGAUGCUCAGGGCUGUGAGCCUGAUUCUGAUCAAGUGUCUGGAGAUUAAAGCUCGGCAUGUUUCUACUCAAGGAGCUCAACGUGCCUUUGAUGUUCAGUCUUGUCUUAUGGAACUGCUGGCUUUUCUCCAGCAGCAGGUGCUUCAGGUUAAAGCGGUCACACAUCCCUGCUCUUGGAUCUUAGUAGUGUUCGCGGACCAGGAUGACGACCUGAUAGAAUCAGCCAAGGUUUUGAUUACCUUGUAUUUACAUCAGAGAAGUUUGAGUUCAUCAGACAGUGCAGCAUGUGAAUGGGGAUGUAACCCUCACUGCCACUUUACUCUCCUACUCCGAAGUCUCUCCUUCGACCACACUGUCCUCCUGGACUUCCUCAUUUCCGAUGAAACCUGCUUUUUGGAGUACUGUGUCCUCUACCUGAAGCACUUGCGUGACCACUGGCAAGAUUUCUGUAAUGCAUGUUCUUGUAUCGAAAACUCUACGACUGAGACACACACUCUGUCCCUCCCACAUUUUUCUGAAGCUUCAGUAAAAUCACAACUUCAUUAUGACCCUCAGUUUAAAGUUGUUGGAUUCAGGCAAAGUCUGGUGGAUUAUGAGAACUCGGAUGAUUCUGAGGACGAAGACAAACGCCUGUCAAACCUCCAGAUGAGCAGGAAUGAUGAGGAACCAGUAGCAGAGAUCGACAUGAGAAAAGCAGGAGCACAGGCUGUGUCUGCAUCAGCAGAUACAAUGGAGAAAAUAAGCACUGCCUCCACUGAGGGUCUGAGAGGGAAGGUUGUGUUGUGCCUUGCUGAGUUAAGGAUUGUUAUUAGUAGACUUCACAGCAAGGGGCUAUUCCCAUACAACCCUAGUUGUCUUCUUAAAUUGCUGCUGGCUAUUGAGACUAAAGGUCAAUUGGAAAACCCAACAGCACUGCAACUUAAAUAAUUUAAGUGUCUUAAUGAUCUACAGCUAAACAUCAUCUUCAAAGAAGAUGAAUUUCUUCUACCAAAACCACUGAAAGUUGUUUUUUUAAAAUUUCUUAAGCAGAGUCCAGAAUUACUAUAAUCUUGUUUGAAAAGAUGCCUUUAAAAAAAAAAAAACCCCUUUUGUAUCUGGUUAUAAUAUAUAUUUAAAUUCAUUAUAUGUUUAUGUAUGUUAAUGGAGGGUAAUGUAUGUAACUGUGGUUCUACCCCUGAGUCAACAAGGAUGGUUAUUUCACAACGA